Molecule: messenger RNA, 3853 nt
Organism: Anguilla rostrata (American eel)
Lineage: Eukaryota; Metazoa; Chordata; Actinopteri; Anguilliformes; Anguillidae
Gene: arhgef33
Product: Rho guanine nucleotide exchange factor (GEF) 33
Exons: 14
Coding region: 278-2503 (741 amino acids)
Molecular function (GO): guanyl-nucleotide exchange factor activity
Source: RefSeq, a predicted model, not a curated record
UAAAGAAGGAAAUUGAAAAGGCUCUCCAAUCGUUUCUUUCUUCUUGGAGGACGGGUGACAAAUCUUCACCAAUGCCCUCUCUCGACUGCUCCCCCCCCCUCCUCCAAAGCUUUCCUAUUUACUGUACAACAAGGGGUCUGUUUGUGUGAGACAUCAUCAAACUCACAUGGUAGCCAGUAGAUGAGCAGAGACCGUCUCCAAGCUUUCACACUGAGCACAGCCUCGUUGGUCGGAGCUAACGCAAAACUAUUUUUCACGUCUGCUGAACUCCAGCGGCAUGGAGAACGGAAAUCAGAGAGACCAAGACGGAGACAUGGAGGAAAUGAGCAUGCAGAUUGCUCAGCUGCAAGCCCUGACAGCGGAUUUGAAGGCGGGGCUAGUGGGAGCCAUUCAGGACCUGUCCGUUCUGAAGCAGAGCAGCUGCGUCCUGGAGGACAGGAUGAGAAACUACCAGAACGACAUCGAGGAGAAAAUACUGGGGAUUAGAAACUCCCUCAACACUUUCAAGGAGGACCUGAGUACUGCCCUGACCCAAAUCAAAGAGCUGAACUGCAGACACGUAGAGAUGCAGCGGGGGGUGGAGCUCUUCCAUGCGGAAGUGGGAAGGCAUCUACUUACCUGCCAGCAGCGGAAAAACUCCAAGGACGCCUCUCCCGACUGCCCGCGGCAUUUCCCCGGCGAGACGGAGGAACGCGCUACGCAGCACUACCUUGCAAGCGUGCCCAAUGGCUCGCCUCAGCAAACUGCCGGCCUGGAGCAGGACGCCAGCGGUCAGCAGCGGGGGGGGCCCAGGUGCCAGGUGUGGGCGGCGCCCAAGGAUCUCGCAGAGGGACAGGGCACUGAGGAAGGCCGGAAGAGGUACGCCGCCGCCCUCGAGCUGCUGGAGUCCGAGAGGCAGUACGUGUCCCAUCUCUCCCUGCUCCUCAAGGCCAACAUCACCUUCAACGGCGCCGAAGCCAUCCACCCCAAGGGCAAGCGGCCAUUUCCCAGCUCACUGCGCUUCCUCAUCCAGCAGCACCUGGAGCUGCUCCACACCCUGCAGGAGCGCGUGCUCCGGUUCCAGUGGCAAGGCAUUAUGGGAGAUGUAUUCUUGAGGCUGUUCAGUAAAGAGAGUGAUUUUCUUGAUUUCUACGUGACAUACCUGAAGGAACUGCCGGACUGCCUCGCCGUGGUCGGCAUGUACACCUCCUCCUCCGCGGAAGCAUCCGGACUGUUUGAGGGUGACAUCACAGGCAAGGAAAAUCGGCCUCCUCUCCGCACCCUGCUCCUCCAGCCUGUCCAACGCAUCCCAGAAUACCUCACGCUCCUCCAGAGCCUGCUGAAGCUGACGGAGGCGGAGCACCCGGAUUACUUCCUGCUGCUGCUGUGCAUGCAGCAGCUGAGGGCCUUCACGGGCCAGCAGGGCCACCUGCUGCAGCAGGGCCAGGAGCUGCUGCUGCUGCACGGCUGCAGAGAGGUCAAGAGGCAACAUCAGAACCAGGUGAAGAGGAGGGUCCCGGAGCAGAGGCAGGGCAGGGAGCCCCAAGACUGGGGAUCCGCGGGGGCCCCUCUCUCACACGGCCCCUUUUUCGGGGGCGAUGCCAGCCCCUGGCUGGGGUCUGUCCCAGGGGUGGGGAGGGAGCCCGGCGGCCGGCCCCCCGCCUCUAGCCCCACCCCCGAGUUCCUGCCGCCCCUCCCGGCCGAGGCGGCGGGCCUGGAGGUGCUCUACGAGGACGGCGACUCCCUCGCAAACAUCUCCCUCUCGCUCUUCGAGAACGGCUCCACCGCCUCGUCCAGCUCCAGCCUGGACCUCGCCUUCGCCCGCUGCCCCGGGGCCCGUGGGGGGGGCGAGGCCUACGGGGGGGGCGAGGCCUACGCGGUGGCCGAAACCCAGAGCCGCCUUCCCGGGCGCGGCUGCGCAUCCCCGGACGAGGCCGACCUGAUGCCACACCGCCCCCUGCAGGCUGGGCAGCGCAAGAGCAAGUCCCUGAACGGCUUGCAGCUGGACAGCGCCAUCUGCGGGGAUACCGGGCCCCCUGAGUUCCCCGGCACCCCCAAAGCCCGCAGCCCCCACGGGGGACCCCACGCCUGGCUGGAGCGCCAGUCCAGCCGGGGCUCGGCUGGCGGUAGGGCCCAGAGGAGCGUCAGUCCCCUGCAGAAGCUGGAGCCCCAGGACCUACCAAGAGACUACCACAAGGUGGCGCCACCAUCCCUCUCAUCCCAAACUACUGUGGCCAAACUCCAGCUCACCACCUCUGCUGACUGCGCAUCCCAGGUCAGGGUGGAGGACUCGAGGAGGAGGCGCGGAUCGGAGGAGAACGUGCGCUCCUUCAGCGAGAGGAGCCGGAAGGAGGACCAGAAAGGGGGCAUCAGGAGCUCCUUCCGAAAACUCUUCAAGAAGAAGUCGAGCGGCGAGAUUAAGGAGAAAGUGAGAGAGAAGACGGAGGCGGAGGCGUACGGAGAGUGCGCGAGAUCUCCUCAGGUGGCUCGGCCCGCCGACGCGGACAGGGGGACCGCUGUGUGAACCCACAGCGCCCUCUGGUGGAGGAAGCCACACUCUGCGGUCUGAACCACAGGAAAAUACGCCUUUAUUCCAAACUGCAGGCCCAUGCCUUGCAGCAAGAGGAGGAACCUGGGCCAAGUAAUUGUUAUGCACAAGUUUUUCAUUUCUGAAAAAUACUCCCACCCUCAAGAUUUCAUUGUUUAUGGCUUUGUACAAUUUUAAUUUACAUGUUUGUAUUUUUCCAUCAUCAUGUAAUUCCCAUCCAAGAAAAACAUUUUUUUUUUUUCAUAAACCAAUGAUUCAUUUGUGAAAUCAAGCAGACAUGAGCAUUCAGGAGGUCACGGGCAAAGAUCUCAUCCUCAUGUUGCACUAAAACAUUUUUAAUUGCAGAUUUAAAAGCAUGGAAAUACAAUCAUGGAACUUGUUGGAUUUGUACAGUUCAAGUAGCUUGCCAAUCCGCAAGCUGAGGAUAUCUUCCACUGUUAUAGUCUUUCUUUUCGAUGUUUUAACCGUCGUUCAUCGUUGUUUUAGACUGUCUUUUAGUGCCAAAGGAAACCAUGGUUACAGUGGCAGUUCUAUUGUCCUCCAAUGAGGAGUGCAUACAGUUACUAACACUGAACAGAGACGUUUUGUAGAGGUGGGCUGGGUCGGGGGGGUUUGAUGGCGUACAGAGGUCAAAGGUCAAAGGGCACAAAGCCAGUCUUAUCCAUCUCUCACAGCUUGUACAGUUAAUCCAGGAAGCAAAGCAUUCCAAUGAACAAAAAGCAAUGCAUAUAUAUACACACAAUCAAAAUAAAUUAUCUAACAAUCCUUUUCAUACCAGUGCUUCUCAAAACAAAACGAAACAUAAAAAAAGAAAAAACAGGAAAAAGGAAAAAAACAAAGAAAAAUAUUUCCUUGGGUACAUUUUUGAAAAAUAAUUCCCCCCCCCUCCAACCCCCUACCCAGCAAGGCCUUGGGACCUGGGAGAUAAAUCUUCACACCACCCACCUUCCCCCCCCUCAAAAAAACCAGCUUUCGAUGAGCACAGAGGUGAAAACAAAGACGGACGCUAAGAAAUCAUGUAGCAAAAAGGCACGCAUUGGUAGCAAAUGAACCCAACAUCUCUCUGGCGAGGGGUCGAACGGUGGCCUCAAUCCAAAUCCAGCACACACGCAAAGUACAGAACCGAAAACCAGAUGACGAGGGGCGCGGAGUUAAAUUAGUAUUUUGUAAAGGUGUCUUUAAACACCAGAAAGCUCCAGAGUAUUUUAGUUUGUACACCAUUAUUUAGGGUCAUGUGACAGACGCUAAUCACCAGAAGAGCUGUCGCUGUGUUACUGAACUGGGAGGGAGGAGUCUGCCCUUUCCCCACUUCACCGCCCCCCCCCC